Molecule: messenger RNA, 2723 nt
Organism: Entelurus aequoreus (snake pipefish)
Lineage: Eukaryota; Metazoa; Chordata; Actinopteri; Syngnathiformes; Syngnathidae
Product: protocadherin beta-16-like
Exons: 1
Coding region: 327-2723 (798 amino acids)
Biological process (GO): homophilic cell-cell adhesion
Cellular component (GO): plasma membrane
Molecular function (GO): calcium ion binding
Source: RefSeq, a predicted model, not a curated record
UGAAAUAAAAAGCCUCUUAUAUUUUUAGCCCUUCUGCAUGCAGUUACACAAUGUAACCUCUAAGGGUCGCUGUUGGCCGCGUCUUAAGUGGUGUAGGGUUUAGAUGUAUUCAAACGCACCCUCCGUGAGCUCGCAGUACGGAAAGGACAUCGACACGUAAUGCAGGCUCCAAGAUAGAUGAAAAGAAAACACCAUCGGAUUAUUACCCUGGAAUAUUUUCAUAGUCAUUUUGAUUUCAUCCCAGCUGGGCUUUGUUGCGUGAUUGCGGUGCAAACGGGACGCAGUGACCAUAUUUGGGGUUUGGAGGGAGGCGCAUUGUUUUAACAAUGACACCACAAGUGCUGCCGUUUUUCUCCCUCCUCUUCCUCGCUCCGGUGCUCGGACAUGUCAGCUACACCAUCCCAGAGGAGAUGAGCAAAGGAUCCUUCAUCGGCAACAUAGCUCAGGAUUUGGGCCUGGAUGUUAAACGCUUAGAAGGAGGGAAAGCUCGCAUCCACACGGGAGACAGCGCUGACUACGUCCAGCUGGACAAGCGUAAAGGCGUGCUGGUUAUCAACGAGAGGAUGGACCGAGAAGCUGUUUGUGAUCGGACCACGCCUUGUGUGCUGCAUUUCCAGAUCGCGUUAGAACAGCCGAUUGAAAUAUUCCCUGUGACUGUGGAGAUCACGGAUAUUAACGACAACGACCCCGUGUUUGAGAAGGAAGGGAGGGUGUUGGAGAUCAGCGAGUCUGCUGUUGUGGGCUCUAAAUUCCUGUUGGAGAAGGCGGUAGACCCUGAUAUUGGUUUGAAUGGACUUCAGAGCUACACGCUGCAGCCUAAUGAUCAUUUUGUGCUUAAAUUACACAGGCAGUCUGACAGUGGUAAGAAAGUGGAAAUGAUUUUACAGAAGCCGUUAGACAGAGAGAGAGACGAGUUUGUGACGCUGCUGUUAACUGCACAAGAUGGAGGAGAGCCGCAGAGGUCAGGAACAAUGCAAAUUCAAAUCAACGUACUAGAUGCUAAUGAUAAUGCUCCUGUUUUUACACAAAAUGUUUAUAAAGCUAGCAUAAAGGAAAACUCCCCGUCUGGUACAUUAAUUACUAAAGUGAGUGCUUCUGAUGCAGACAAAGGCUCAAAUGGGGAAGUCAGCUAUGUGAUUGGAAACAGCAUGAGCAGCAUUUCCAAAUUGUUUCACAUUACUGAAGAUGGGGGGUUUAUUUUGAAAGGGCGUAUUGAUUACGAGAAAGCCCAAAAAUAUGAGAUUGAUGUCGAAGCAGUUGAUCAAGGAGGUCUGUCGGACUCCAGCAAGGUGAUUAUUGAUGUAGGCGAUAUAAAUGACAACACUCCUGACAUUAAAAUGAUUUCAUCAUCCACCUCAGUGGAAGAAGAUACGCCUGCUAGCACAGUAAUAGCGGUGAUGAGUGUGAACGAUCCAGAUUCUGAAGAAAACGGGAGAGUUAGUUGUGCCAUUAAUGAAAAUACACCAUUUAAAGUUGUAUCUUCAAGUAGUUUUUACAGUAUUGUAGUGGACGGUGAAUUAGACCGAGAGAGGUCGAGUGAGUAUAACAUCACAGUGAUGUGCUCUGAUGAGGGAGUGCCCUCCCUCUCCAGCAGCGUCACUCUCACCUUACACAUCUCAGAUGUGAACGACAACGCACCUGUCUUUGAGAGGAGCUCAUAUGAGGCCUCCAUUGUAGAAAACAACACUCCAGGUCUUUCUAUAUUCACAGUGAAAGCCAGAGACGCUGACUGGAUCCAGAACGCUCGCCUCUCUUACAUGCUGGAGGACUCCUCUGUUAACGGAGUGCCAGUCUCCUCAUAUGUGUCUGUUAGUGCUGAUAGUGGAGUCAUCCAUGCAGUGCGCUCUUUUGACUACGAGCACCUGAAAGACUUUCAUUUCCGCGUCAGAGCUCAGGAUGGAGGUUCUCCUCCCCUCAGCAGCAACGUGAGCGUCCGCGUCCUGAUCCAGGACCAGAACGACAACGCCCCCCAGGUCCUGUACCCGGUCCAGACGGGCGGCUCGGUGCUGGCUGAAAUGGUGCCUCGUUCAGCAGAUGUGGGCUACCUGGUGACUAAAGUGGUGGCUGUUGAUGUGGACUCUGGACAGAACGCCUGGCUCUCCUAUAAAGUGCACAAAGCCACAGACAGGGCGCUGUUUGAAGUGGGCCUACACAAUGGAGAAAUAAGAACUGUCCGCCAAGUCACUGAUAAAGAUGCUGUCAAACAAAGACUGAGUGUUCUAGUGGAGGACAACGGGCAGCCCUCUCGUUCAGCUACAGUCAUUGUUAACGUGGCGGUGGCGGACAGCUUCCCUGAAGUGCUGUCAGAGUUCACUGACUUUAGCAUGCACGACAAGGAGUACAAUGACAAGCUGACUUUUUACUUAGUCUUGGCUUUGGCUGUAGUCUCCUUCCUCUUCAUCACCUGCUUGCUGCUCAUCAUAUCAGUCAAAGUGUACAGGUGGAGACAGUCUCGCGUCCUCUACCACUCCAACCUCCCUGUCAUUCCAUAUUAUCCACCACGUUACUCAGACACUUUGGGGACAGGGACUCUCCAACACGUGUACAAUUACGAGGUGUGCAGGACCACCGACUCCAGGAAAAGUGACUUUAAGUUGGACAGAGCUGCUAGUCACAACGUGCUGGUGAUGGACCCCAGUUCUACAGGAACCAUGCAGAAGUUACACAGUGAAAGGAACAUCCUGGAUGAACUUGACUCUCCUCUAGAGGUUAGACUUUGUUAA